Molecule: messenger RNA, 1802 nt
Organism: Penaeus indicus
Lineage: Eukaryota; Metazoa; Arthropoda; Malacostraca; Decapoda; Penaeidae
Product: carbohydrate sulfotransferase 10-like
Exons: 8
Coding region: 62-1735 (557 amino acids)
Biological process (GO): carbohydrate biosynthetic process
Cellular component (GO): membrane
Molecular function (GO): sulfotransferase activity
Source: RefSeq, a predicted model, not a curated record
UCUUGUGGUGGCUAGACGCGCUUUUUUCCUCCGCUCAUUAGCGACGCAGAACCGAAGCAAUAUGAAAUGGAGCGCCGGCAGGAUCCUGAAGAUCGCUCUCCCGGUGGUCGUCCUCGCCGCCUUCACCUUCGUCUCCCAGCCAAGAAACCUGAGCCUCUUAAGGGACAACCAUAACGUCACCCUUGUCUUAUCGGCCAGGCAGAUAAAGGCCCUUACCGAGACGAGGAAGCAGGAACAGACGCAAAACAAAAGUGAAAUAGAGGAAUCAAAAAAGGAAAGGCCUUUAGCUCUUGAAAAUUUCGUGGUGAUUAACAAUAAAGUGUACGAUCGAAGUAAAGUGAAUCUGUCGGCGAUACAGACGGAGCCGCAGAAGAAGGUUCAUCUCAAAAAGGAAGAAAACCGAACUCGAUUUUGGCCUCCUACGCUACAGCUGUCUGACGCUGCCUUCCUCCAGAAUCUUGACUACUCCAUGUACAGGCCCAAGGAGCGGUCCAUCCUGAAGGCUCGGGUCGGCGUGUUCGUGGAGCGGGCGCGGCGGGCGGGACGAGUGUGCCGCGGCGCCCCUCCGGCCACCCGCAUUCCCGAGCGCAGUCGCUUCGUGUGGGAUCGCAAGCACUCGCCCAGCAUCGUCUUCUGUCCCAAUUACAAGGUAGCCUCAACAACUUGGCUGUCGAACUUCCUCAAGUUAGCGCACUAUAAUGAAGACAAUCCGUCCAUUCCCGAUAACUUACCGAAAGCAAAGCGAGAGAAAAUGCAGCUUAUGGCGAAGUACGGAGCUAAACAUGACGUCGUGUUUAAGCUCUACCCGAGUCCCUCCUCAGAUGCCGAGAAGUUGAAGGUGAUGAAUGAAAGUGUAAGGGUCACCGUCGUCAGGCAUCCCUUCGCCAGACUCCUCUCCGGUUACCGCGACAAAAUGACGAAGAUGCGACCGAGUCCGGUUAAGUUCGGCUUCCGCAAACUCCAGCAGAAGAUCAUCGCCAAAUACCGGAGUCACGUGACCAACAACACUUCACCCUUCCCGACUUUCGAAGAGUUUGUUCGCUAUGUGAUCGACUCCACGGGGAACCUGACCACGGCGAGGGACUGGGAGAAGAAUAUCAACUGCUGGGUACCAUACUGGGCCCAGUGUAGCGUCUGUGCCACUGACUAUACCCUGAUCAUGAAACUAGAAACAAUGGCCGAAGACGAACAGUUUCUCGUCGUCCUCUCCAAACUCAAAGAACUAAAGGGUAAAAAGGGCAAAAACUGGAAGCACCUUCACGGCCAGAGCUCCCACGACGCCGCCCCUCAGUACUACAGGGAACUGACGAAGGCGCAGAUGACGUCCCUUUACGAACGAUACAAGAUGGACUUCGAUCUCUUCGGCUACGACAUCGAGGAAUUUCUGGCCAUCGCUAAGGACGCGGAGGAUGGAGGGGUGGGGGGAGUAACGCUGGGUAAUGAGGGAGAAGGAGAAGAUGAUGAGGAAGAGGAUGAUGAGGAUGUGGAAGAUGAGGGAGAAGAAGAGGAAGAGGGUGAGGAGGAAGAUGAGGAAGAGGGUGAGGAGGAAGAUGAGGAAGAGGGUGAGGAGGAAGAUGAGGAAGAGGGUGAUAAGGAUGAGGAGGAAGAUGAAGAAGAGGAGGAAGAGGUAGAUGAGGAUGAGGAAGAUGAAGAGGAGGAGGAGGAUGAAGAGGAAGAUCAAUACGACAACGAAGAAGAGGCUGAUGCUGAUGAAGAACAAGAGGAAGAAAAGUAAGAUGGCAAAGGGAUAAGACGUAUAUCUAAAUAUAUAGAUAUAAAUAAACACACACACAUACAUACAU